This is a messenger RNA of Didymosphaeria variabile, 1191 nucleotides long. RefSeq lists its product as uncharacterized. Lineage: Eukaryota; Fungi; Ascomycota; Dothideomycetes; Pleosporales; Didymosphaeriaceae. The record is from RefSeq and is a predicted model, not a curated record. The coding region runs from base 1 to 1191 and encodes 396 amino acids. The transcript has 5 exons.
AUGUCGACGUCUACACCAACCCACAGCAGUCUUGCAGGCUUCGCGGGUCAUAGCGUUCCAGCCGGCGAGUCUCCCUACGUUCGGCUGUAUACCGAGGCGUUGGGUGACCUCGAUAACCCUUUUGCCAAGUUCUUGAAGAGGCUACAUGGCGUUUCAGGCACCAUCAAGGUCGGCCACGUCUUGGGUGUCGGCAGUUAUUCAAUGACAGCGGAGGUUGAAGCGACAGAGGCCCUACAGAUGCUAGCUCGCGAUGCUGAGCAGCCCCAUUUCAAGGACAGUUGGGCUCGCGCGCUGACAUACCGCUACCGUCCGCUCGAGGAGGCUACGCAGACGAACCGUGCAGACGGUACCAUCCGGGAAGUCAUUCAGCAUGCGGAGCAGUGGGUGAACGUUCUCUAUGAUGCCAUGUGCAACGUAGCGAAUGUCUUCAACAAGCCUACCAGCAUCGAGCUCUCCAUGUUCAAAUCGCCAACACUGGACAACAAAGCUGUCGAGGCUGCUUGCCGGUCGGUCUUGAUUGCCCUGAUCCAUCGUUGUGUCGUCGGGUUCUGUGGACUGAGGAUGGGUUCGGGCGCUUCGGGUGCUUCGCGCGAGGACAAGAAACUGACAUGCAAAGAGCGCCUGUUUGCCAUCGUCAACGCGCUCAAGUACGACAAGAGGAUCUGCAAGGACAUCAUGACCGAGGACACCAAGAUUGCUCUGCUUGUGCAUGCUCCGGUUGCACUCUCUAAGUUGAAGAAGAACCAAGAGAAGGGCAACGACGCGAAGCGGGACCUGCUCGCCGCAGGCACGGCAGUCCGUCGCCAGGCCUACGACUCAUCCACUGCCCUUGCGAACUCGCAGGCUACCAUUCCAAUGGGUCUCAGCCUGGCGCCCGUCCCCACUGAUACUCUCCCAGCUCGUGAGGCCUUGAAGCUACUCUCGCUAGGUUCUAGCCCUGCAAUUCCGUCUCCAAUGCCGCCUGCGAGUGCAAGCUACCUCCCACAGGACUUGAGCGUGUUGUCUUCGUCAGGCUUCGCUGCGCUGAACAAGGAGUACGCCUCGAAGAAGCGCAUCCGUGUCGAUAUGGACGACCGCGAUGUUGAGGAGGCCAAGCGCGUUCGUAUGAAGACGGACAAGGACGACAUCGAUGCCACCGAUGCUGUCUUCGCUAAGACCAAGAAGACCAGUUCGCGCCCGAAGGUCGGUUAG